This is a messenger RNA of Ambispora gerdemannii, 206 nucleotides long. Lineage: Eukaryota; Fungi; Glomeromycota; Glomeromycetes; Archaeosporales; Ambisporaceae. The record is from the annotation of a GenBank genome assembly.
AAACAGGACUAAUAAGUCAAGCCGUUUGGUAUAAUGAUCCAAAAAUAGUGAGCCAGCCAUGCUCGGCGAAUUCAUUAUUCGAAGAAGCCAUACUUAGACUUGCUGAAGAGAAACCACAUCUGAUAUUCGAAACAGAAAUAGAAUACAAGAAAAAACUUAUAGAAGGUUUAUACAAAAAACCUGUUAAUAAGCUUUUAAGAGAAUAA